AUGAAGCAUGGCAGCGUCUAUUUGGGCGGCCUCUCACGGGGCGACACCCCGCCGAAGGAGAUCCCCACGGUGGGGGCUGGUGGGCGGCCGAAGAUUUCUGAGAUGACGAAGAAGGAGAUGGAAAAAGGCUGCCCCUACGCCCGGGAUGAGAAUGCCAGAUGUCCUGCCCGACAUGAAGGGAUGGCUUUGGAUGUCAUCAGCAAGCUUGAUGUGCCACCAGGGCCACUUCAAUUCCACAAGGACAUGGUGGAGUCCUGUGCAUGUCCUGUGGACGUGGACAUGGACUACGACCGCUCGCUGCUGACGGAGGACUUAGACCGAGCGCAGCCCUUAUUGUCACAUCCCACCAGCUUCACGGGAGCACCGAUCCCCUGGAAAGACGUGCAGAAACCUCCGCUGGACGAAGAGGUGCCCAAGAGCCGUUCCAACCCGCUGUAUCCUCCAGUGAAGCGUCGACCACGAAGCUUGGCAGUGGUCUUCUGCGCGUGCGCCGUGCGGCGUCCGGUGCCAAGGAAUGGAGACUUGUCGUUGAAGACCUCGGACAUCGACUACGCUCAACCCAAGAAGCCCAUCGUCAGUGAACGUCGCCGGUCCAACUGCAUCGUGGACCUCUUGACGCUCGUUCCGGCAUCAGGGAGUGGGGCUGGGGAGGGCUUGGGCUCGAACGAGCGGCUGGGCUGGGCUGAAGAGCGCGCCGCGAACGUGCGGGUUUCGGUCUCGCUCCGGGAGUUUCGAGGUGAACAAAUGGUGGCCAGGUUCCGGAACCCUCGUCACCACUCAGUUCUGGCCGCCGCCUCUGCCAGCCUGCUGAACACUGGCAGCCUCUCCGCGCGCGGCCCGCGCGCCUCUGAGCGCGCAGGGCUGGAGCGCUGGGAGGUGAAUCCAUUGAAGGUUGGACAGCGGCAAGGGCAUCCAUUGAGCCCAAGGUACCAUUUGCCGGUGGCUGAAGCAGGGACCUCCAUGCACGUCCGCUUUCAAUGCGAGAGGCUGCUUUCCCUGCUCGGUGCUUCGGGGACUGCACUGGUCCGGCGGCCCGACCGUGAAAUGAUCGGUGAGAGCCGCAGUUCAACCUUUGCACGGAGGAUGUCCCUGGCGCCCAGCCUCGACGGCGCGUCGGAGUACUGCCAGUGCAAUCGUCCGCAGAGCAACUCCCUGCAGAACGCCGACAUCGAAGGUGCUCAGGCAGACACCCGGAUGACAGUGCUUCGGCGGAGGGAUCGAGAACCCGGCCGCGUGGCCGACCCGCCCAGGGGGGUCCUGGUCGGCGGCGCUGAGGAUUUGGCCGCCUUGUUGGAAGAGAAGGAAGUGCUGCGAGGUGGGCGGCAGAUGCACGGCGUGAACCUGGAGGCUCGCAUGGAUGCGCUACAAGACGCUAGAGGGACGACUGUGCUGCACACCAUUCGCGCCAGGGUCUUGAAGGCCUCGGAGCAGCUGCAGACCUUGGCGAAGCUGCGGAAGGUCGAAGCUGGAAAGGCUCAACGAGACUGGGAGCGCAAGGCCAUGUGUGUGCUGGUGGCCUGGGCCUUUCCGGAACUCCUGGCGGAGGCCGUUCCUCCUAAGGAGGAUGGCGCCCGUAAGCGGGGGCGUCCGUACGCGCUGCAGUGCGGCUCGGAAGUCUUCGUGGAGCACAAGGACGCUUUGGCCGAGCAUGAGCUGUUGACGGUGGCUUCGGCCACCAACGGCAAGGUCUUUUGGGCGAUGCCCGCCACGGCGCCGCUCCUCAAGGACUUCGGCAUCGAUGCGCAACACCCCGUGGAGCACAAGGUCACAGUUCCGUUUAACUCACGCGAGGGCCAGUCACGGCGCUCCUGGGCCAUGGCUGAUUCGGAGGCCCCUGAGGCCAGUACUCGAUUGCUGGAGGCGGAGACAAAAAGCAUGGUGGUCAUUGGCAUUGGCUACCUUUUUCCCAUUGCUGCCAUUUGGGCUGCCUUCGACUACUGGAAGCUGCUUUUUCCCGAUCAGAAUGUGGAGUUCGCGGUGACAGCCUUGUACCAGGCAGGUUCCAUCUUGACGGUGAUCGCCUUGUCCUUCGUCGAGACCUUCCAGUUUGGGCCGCGGAUUUUGGGCGGUUUUGGUGGUCAAUUCCUUUGCCUUUCUGCCAUCCUUGCAUUCAAGUGGCUCCCAUGGUCUCCUUCCAUUCUAUAUGACUUGCUGCUGGGUGUGGUGUUGCUAUGCUCGGUGGCCACCGGCUAUCUGGACUCGGCACUGCUGUCGCUGUGCUCACAAUACAGCUCCAAGAUGCAGGCAUACUUGCAGAUUGGUUUGGGCUUUGGUACCCUGGUCUCCGUGGCCUACCGCGACGUCACGAAGCUGGUGUCCUCGGAGGUCUCCGUGGCCUCCACAGCGUUCUUCGUCGUGGCCUUGGCCACGGUGCUGGUGUGUAUCUCUGCUUAUCGCUUGCUGAUGCUCCUGCCCGCCUCACGGCAUCUCUCCGAUGCUGCACCUGGCGCCUCCAGCUACGGCGCAGUGUCGGACACCGCGAAGGGCUCCGGAGCGGCGAGCGGUGCGACGGUCGGGGCGGUGCUGUCAGUGGUGUGGUUCAAUCAGCUGGUGAUCUUUGGGAACUUCUUCCUCACCACCUUGUGCUACCCAGGGCUGAUCACUGCGAUUCCUUGCAAGCAGAUGAAGUCGUUGGAUGUGGACCAAUGGUUUCAAACGAUUCUCUUGACGGUGUUUGCCAUGUUCGACAUCGUGGCACGCUUUUGCACACACAUUCGCUUCGGCCUUGACCAUGGAAAUAUCCAGUACACGGUCCUGCUCCGAGCCCUCUUGGUGCCUUUGAUGCUGACUUGUGCCGUUGGAACGACCAGCGAUCUUUGGUCCAUGGUGGCCGUCGCGGCGUUUGGUUUGUUGAAUGGCUAUAGCGGAUCCUUGUCGCUGAUCGUCAUCAACGAGAUCCCUGGCCUCACCGCGGAGCAGCGGAAGAAUUGCGGUCGAUUGACACUGUCAAUGCCCGAAGUGCGCCGCUUCUUGAUUGGUCAGGACUCCACCGUGAACUCAGAAGAGGAGCUCAUUGCCCUCUUGGGUUCGCAGCCAAAUGAGUUCCCCCCGCGGGAUGUCACGGAUCUCAUGUGGGACCUCGCGCGGACGCAGCCGGCGCAGCCACGGAGUCACUCCGGGUUGCUGGUGGAUCUUCUUCAUCGGAUCGUGCUGUGGCGACGCGAGGAGUUCGCCGUCACGGAGCUGGCCGAAGUGGCCUGUGCCUUGGCCAGUGCCCGUGUCCAUGAGCCCGAAGGCUUUCACCAGUUGGGCGAGGCCAUCUACCCGAACUUGCAGGCACUGCCCGUGGACAACGAGGGUGGCAACUUGUGCUCGUUGCUUUGGGCGUUCAGCGAGGCAGGCAUCUUGCAUGGGGCGCUCUUUGACGCCCUGGUGGAGCGCGCGGUGGAACUCAUGGUCCAGUUCCAGCCCAAGGUCUUGUCGGACGUCCGCACGACGUGCUUUUGGUCCUUCCGCCGGGCCUCUGCAAGUUCGUGGGGACGAGGCGAUGCUCGACAGGGAGGUCGACGAGACUUUGCCUCGAGCGAGUUUUAUGAUCGCCUCGUGCCCCGCUAA
Durusdinium trenchii is the source of this 3555-nucleotide messenger RNA. The record is from the annotation of a GenBank genome assembly. Lineage: Eukaryota; Dinophyceae; Suessiales; Symbiodiniaceae.